Rotaria sp. Silwood1 is the source of this 1128-nucleotide messenger RNA. NCBI's taxonomy places the organism in Eukaryota, Metazoa, Rotifera, Eurotatoria, Philodinida, Philodinidae. The record is from the annotation of a GenBank genome assembly.
AUGAAAAAAAUUUUCAAUAGUUUAUUAUUUGUUUUUCUUUUUCCAUUAUUUAUUAAUGGAAUUCAAGUUACUAUUAAUAAUCUUCAACCUCGUUUGGAUGUUAAUGGUAUUAUUAUGGAUACACAUGAUGGUAGUAUUCAACAAUUUGAAAAAAAUGGUCUUUAUUAUAUACAUGCUAUGCAAUAUGGUCUUUGUGAAGAACCACCAAAAUAUGGAUGUGAUGGAGCUGGAAUGUCGAGUAAAUGUGGCUUUCAAAUGAAUCAUAAUAUUAGUAUAUGGUCUUCACCAAAUUUAACUUCUGGAUCAUGGUCAUAUGUAGGUAAUGCAAUCAAUGUAGAUGAUCGACCGGCAGGUGUAGUUUUUCGUCCACAUCUUGUAUACAAUCCAAAUACAAAAUUAUAUGUUCUUAUUUGGAAUUAUAUGAGAUGGAAUCUACCAAGUUUAUAUGCAGUUGCUAUUGCUGAUACACCAAGUGGACCAUUCAAAUUAAUUAAUUCGGCUUUGAAUGUUUCUCGAGGUGGUGGAGGUGAUUUUGAUAUUCUUGUUGAUGAUGAUGGUAUUGGUUAUAUAGUUUAUUCUCAAAAUUAUUAUAUGAGUAUAGAACAAUUAACAUCGGAUUUUUAUUAUUCAACUGGAAAAUCUAAUAUGUUUAAAGAAUAUUUUGUUGAAGCACCAAUAUUUAUGAAAAAAAAUAAUAUUUAUUAUGUAUUAUUUGGUUGGUGUUGUUGUUAUUGUAUGCAAGGUAGUGGUAUUUUAGUUCAUACAGCAAAUAACCCAUUAGGACCUUAUACACUUCAGGCUGGAGGUGAUCUUGCUUGUGUGACAAAAAAUGACUAUUCUAUGACUAAAGUACACUUAACAUCAAUAAAUGGUUUACCAACACCUAAUCAAGGUUGUGAAUUUCAUAAUAUAAAUACAACAUCAAUUGUUCGAUCUCAACAAAAUUAUAUUAUUAAAGUCACAAAUUCAACUGGUUAUACGACAUACGUUUGGACUGGUGAUAGAUGGCAACAAGCACCUGAUGGAAUAAAAGGUCAUGAACCACAAUUUUGGACACCUUUGAAUUUUUAUGAAAAUGGUACAAUAGCAAAUAUACAAUGGUUAGAUGAAUUUACAUUAAAUGUAUAA